GCACGAGACGUUAGACAAAAUGUGAUUUAUUUAAGAACAGCGCUCUUAAAACAGCAUGCUUUUAACUGGAGUUUGCCAUCGACCACAAUGCAAUCUGAGCUAAUUACAAGUGCAUGUUAGGAGUAUUUGUACUACUAAUCCUGGAUUACCCAGCACAUGGACUGCAGUUGUAGAUCAGCUCUAGCAGUCGUGGCAAAAAUCAAGACUUCGAUCUGUAACGAUGCGUGUUUGUAUUUUUAAGCCAACAGUUUUCCUUCAGCUUCAUAUUAUGUUGCUGAUAAUUAACCUUAAACCCGUCUCUUCUAGAAAUCUCUUCCCGUUUUUCAGAAUGGGGAACUUCACAUCAUCUUCUGCAGGGUUGUCCAGCACAUCAUGUAUACAAUAUGUUCAGGAGGUAGUGUCUCAGAACUGUGUUGUGAUAUUUUCCAAGACCACCUGUCCUUAUUGCAAAAUGGCCAAGAAUGUUUUCAAUGAAAUUGGUGCCACCUACAAAGUGGUCGAGCUGGACGAGCACAACGAUGGGAAGAGACUGCAAGAGGCCUUAGCUCAGAUGACCGGUGCCAGAACGGUACCGAGGGUCUUCAUUAAUGGAAACUGCAUUGGAGGCGGCUCUGACACCAAACAACUCCAUCAGCAGGGAAAGUUGGUCCCCCUCAUCGAACAGUGCGCCCCCUGCUGUGCCGGGAGCGGCUCCGAUGGAUCAGGGAGCGGACAGUUUGAGACCACUAAAUGACUAACCGUUCUUGUCAUUUUUUUCAAUCCAGUAUUGAUCAAAUGUAUGCUUGAUCUUGUGUUACAAGUUCUACACUGCUUGAGCUGGACUAUGUUAUUUAUUUAUCAAAGUGCAUCGGCUACAUGAUGUACAGAUAUUCACAUUUUUUUUAUCAAGGAAUGUACAGAACUGUUGUUAAAGUUGCUGUCUUUUAAAAAAAAAUAGGGAUUGUUAAACUGCUUUUCACAACCAAACCGUGAACAUAAUUUCAUGAUGCUUUGACGGUCAUGUUGAUGAAAUGUUUUUACUUUAAGUGUUCAUAUCUUGGACGAGUUAAAGGACUUCAGAUUUUUCAAUGAGCAAUUUUAUUCAGUUUACUAUGUUAAUAUUUCAUCUUGUGCGAAAAUGUUAGUGAUUUGCAUAGAAUAGAUGAAAACAAUCUUGCCAUAUUCAUUUAUUUUUACUUGCUUGUCAAAUCAUAUGUAAAUUUAUCAGUAGCAGUGUCUGAUUUUAAAUUCCUUUUUUUAUAUAUAUUUUAGCAUGUUUCAACAGUUAAAAUAGCCUUAUUUAUCAUUAUACCGGUCAGUGUUAUGAAACCAGUUUAUUUACAAAGCCACAAACACUCUCAGAAGUUUUCUUAAAGCCUUUACGAUGUAUUUAUACUCCUAAAUAAAAAUGAAUGAAGGACCACUA
Cheilinus undulatus (humphead wrasse) is the source of this 1405-nucleotide messenger RNA. It is a transcript of the gene glrx2, whose product is annotated as glutaredoxin 2. The record is from RefSeq and is a predicted model, not a curated record. The transcript is spliced from 4 exons. Lineage: Eukaryota; Metazoa; Chordata; Actinopteri; Labriformes; Labridae. The coding region runs from base 221 to 733 and encodes 170 amino acids.